Messenger RNA from Rhipicephalus microplus (southern cattle tick), 1221 nucleotides. Its product is annotated as 3-beta-hydroxysteroid sulfotransferase. Gene Ontology annotation, molecular function: sulfotransferase activity. The record is from RefSeq and is a predicted model, not a curated record. Lineage: Eukaryota; Metazoa; Arthropoda; Arachnida; Ixodida; Ixodidae.
ACACGUUGGGCAGCUGGCCACCGGCCGGACUCAAGCGAAAUAAUAAAGACUCACUAGGGCUGGUGUGGACUUCAGUAGCAGGCUCGCUCUCGCACAAUGAACACCACUCGCUGAAAGUUUCAACGGGACACGAUGGCACUCUUUCUGGAUUAGUGUUCAACAAUAGACCAAGUUCGAAGACCACUUGUGUGAAGUUGAAUCGUACUUGCAAAUAAAGAUAAGGGAAAAGCCAGACGAAGAUGCAGACAAGAAGGCCAGCCUUUAAGGUAAUAGACGGGGUUCGGAGAUGCGUCGCCGUGGAGCCCGAGUUUCUCAAAGAAGGUCUCAAGUUCCGAGCCAAGAAUGGAGACCUUGUGCAAACAACGUUUCCGAAGAACGGCACGCAUUGGAUUUUGUACAUCAUGCACUUAAUUCUUAGAGAGGGAGACCCCAUACCCACGUACGAAGAGUUUGCCAAAGAGUGGCGCUUCCUCGAGUACAUGAACAUUAAGGAAUUCAGCUCAUCUCUACCUCUGAGAACGUUCGUCACACACAUGCCUUUGGACAAGCACUCGAUCACCAAAGAAGGGAAGUAUGUCUACAUCGCCCGCAAUCCCUGGGAUGUCUGCGUGUCCUUCUACCACAUGGCGACCAACAUGAGUACUUUCGAAUUCCAAGACGGCUCGUUCGAAGAUUUCAUCGACACAUUUGUUGGUGGCGAUUUUGGCUACGGCGACUACUUUGAACACGUAGCAGCUGGCUACGCUCUGCGAAAAGAACCGAACAUGUUUUUCGUCACCUACGAAGAGCUCAAGAGGAACACCCGAGAAGUGGCGCUGAGGCUGGCAUACUUCCUGGGGGAGAAGUAUGGUCGCGAUCUGGAGAAAGACGACACGUUGCUCCAAAAACUGCUCAAGAGAUCGCAGCCUGACUACAUGCGCAGUGUGGUGGUUGCUGAUAUGAGUGGCAAAGGAAACCCCCAAUGGAACGAAGUGCUCUCUCGCCGCAAGAUAACCUGCAAAAAAGGCCACGAAGGAGACAAGAACAAGUACUGUUACGUGAGAAUCGGCAAAGUCGGUAGCUGGAAGAGUUACUUUACACCUGAUCUACUAAGGAAGAUGGAGAAUCGGAUUCUGGAAGCGGAGAAGAAGUCGUCCUUCAUGGACCUGUGGAAGGACAUUCGAGCUGAAGCGAUUGAGCGCAUUCAGAAAGAUGAAUAAACAGUUUUCUUUGUCGACCUUA